UUUUCAAGUUGGACAAGGGCCGGGACGUGAAUGGAAAAGCCGCUGCAGCGCCACGGCGGUGAAUGCAGCUUUCCUUGUGUUUGAUCGUUGGUGAGUCUGCAAAAUGGAACCCGAAUCAACAGUUUACCAACGACCCGUCGGCGAGAAGGAAAAGGUCGGGACCCACUGAUAUAAUUCAUUCAACCCCGCACAUGAAAAUCCAGCUCCCUUCUUCAAACCCGCCCAGAUCUCCACCACGAUCUCCAGCUCCCAAACCCUAGCUUGAUCCCCCUACCAUUUUCACUUCCAUCUUCGUCCAAUUCAGAGUAGUGGUGUUGUUUGAGGUUAGAAAGGUGCAAUGCAGCACGCUCCGGCGACGGUGGAGGACCAGCUGAUGCUGAAGGCGAUCAGGGAGGAAUGCCCUUGGGAGAGCCUCCCGAAGCGGCUUCAGGCCACUUUGGGUUCUAAGGAUGAAUGGCACAGAAGGAUAAUUGAACACUGUGUAAAGAAACGACUCCAGUGGAAUACCUGUUUUGCACGUAAAGUUAUCAAAGAAGGUGAAUAUUAUGAAGAGAUGAUGCGUUAUCUGAGAAAGAAUUUAGCGUUGUUCCCCUAUCACCUUGCAGAGUAUGUUUGUCGUGUACUGAGAGUUUCACCUUUCAGAUAUUACUGCGACAUGAUUUUCGAAGUCAUGAAAAAUGAGCAACCCUAUGAUAGCAUCCCAAAUUUCAGUGCUGCAGAUGCUUUGCGACUCACAGGAAUAGGAAGAAAUGAGUUUAUUGAUAUCAUGAACAGGUGCAGAUCUAAGAAAAUUAUGUGGAAACUAAAUAAGUCAAUUGCGAAAGAGUUAUUACCUACACAACCUGUGGACUUUGUGAUUGAGCCUUGGUGGGGAGUUUGUCUUGUCAACUUUACAUUGGAAGAAUUUAAGAAACUUUCAGAGGAAGAAAUGGCAACAAUUGAUAAAGUUUGUAAAGAGGAAGCAAAUUCAUUCAUCCUUUUUGAUCCCGACAUUGUAAAAGGCCUUUAUCGAAGGGGAUUGAUCUACUUUGAUGUUCCUGUUCAUUCGGAUGAUCGUUUUAAAGUUUGCAGGCUUGAAGGGUUUGUUUCUAACAGGGAGCAGUCAUACGAAGAUCCUAUUGAGGAGUUACUGUAUGCUGUUUUUGUGGUUUCGAGUGAGAAUUCAACUGUGGCUGAAUUGGCUGCCACCUUACAGGCUGACCUCUCUCAGCUGCAAGCUGCAGCAUCAUUUGCUUGCCGAUUAGGUUGGGCAGUAAAAUUAAUUGAUCCGGCAUCUGUUCUUCAUGAUUCAAUCAUACAUUCCAUUCCCAACAUCAAUCUUAGUGAUGAUGAAGAUUGUUCUCGGGCUAGCAUGAGCUCAUUGAACUUGUCAACUGAGGCCACUACUGUGCUGCAAGGAGAAAUUUCAGGGACAGAAAACUAUGGGCCAACUUCUGGAUAUACUCGUGUGGCUUUUGUCAUUGAUGCUAACAUAACAUCAUAUCUUAUGAUGGGAUCUGUUUCACCAGGCUUGAAAUCUCAUGCAGUCACAUUGUAUGAAGCAGGAAAACUAGGUCAUGCUAGCAUUGCAGAUCUUUGCAAGGAUUUGAGUACAUUAGAGGGAACAAAAUUUGAAGGAGAACUACAAGAGUUUGCAAAUCAUGCUUUUAGUCUCCGAUGUGUUCUAGAAUGUUUGGCCUCUGGUGGCGUUGCUACAGAUGAGAGUGUAGUAUCUUCAAGCAAUGAGGAGGCUACUCCUUUGAUAGCUGAUAUCAGUUCAGAUGGCAAAUUAGGAUGUUCUGAUAGAGGUGAAGCUAUCCUAAAUACUAAUGGUUCCAUGCAUUCAAGAAGUGAUAAUGAUGCUGCUCUUGCAGAACCUGUAACUGGAAGUUCUGAUGAUGACAGAGUUGCUGCCACUAUGGCUGAAAAAGGUAGUUCCCUAAAUGAGGAUUCAAAAUCAGAUCCCAGUCUCCAGAAUGAUGAGAAAUUAAUGUCUGAUGAAGUUUUAGAUGGUGAGAAAGGACCUAGGAGAAAAAGGACUGUCAGGGUGGAUAUUCUCCGCUGUGAAAGCCUGGCUGCUCUGUCUCCUGCAACUUUAGAUCGGAUGUUUCUUCGUGACUAUGAUAUUGUUGUAUCUAUGAUUCCUCUUCCUCAUUCUGCUGUUCUACCUGGACCUAAAGGUCCUAUUCAUUUUGGUCCACCCUGUCAUUCAGCUUUGACACCGUGGAUGAAAUUGGUACUGUAUUCUGCUGUGGCUAGUGGGCCUCUAUCAGUUGUUCUGAUGAAAGGACAAUGCUUGCGCUUGCUUCCAGCACCACUAGCAGGUUGUGAGAAAGCUUUUAUAUGGUCUUGGGAUGAAUCUACAAUUGGAGGUUUGGGAGGCAAGUUAGAAGGGAAUUUAGUGAAGGGAGGCAUUCUCUUACAUUGCUUAAAUUCACUUCUCAAAUACUCAGCUGUGCUUGUGCAGCCCCUUAGCAGGUAUGACCUUGACGAGCAUGGGAAAACAAUUACUAUGGAUGUUCCCUUGCCUUUGAAGAAUUCUGAUGGUUUAAUUGUUCAAAUUGGGGAGGAAUUGGGACUACGGUCAGAGGAAAGUUUAAGAUUAAAUUCUUUGUUAACUGAUCUGGCGAAUAAAGUAGAGCUGUGGGCCAUUGGUUAUAUUCGCCUAUUAAGGCUUUUCAAGGAAAGGGAAUCUGAGGUCUUUUCACCUGACGAUGAGAAGUAUGAAUGGGUGCCAUUAAGUGUGGACCUUGGGGUUCCGCUCUUUAGUCCAAAACUAUGUAAUGAUAUAUGUAAAAGAGUGGUUUCUUCGCGAUUACUUCAAACAGAUCUACUCCCUGAACAUCAUGAUGCAAUGCAGAACUUAAGGAAAAGAUUGCAUGAUAUUUGUGCUGAGUAUCAAGCAACAGGACCAACUGCAAGAUUUCUUUAUCAAAGAGAGCCACUGAAGAAUCCAUCUCAACAACUUAUGAACUAUGCAAGUGGAAGAUGGAAUCCUCUUGUGGACCCUUCAUCUCCCAUUUCUGGAGCAUCGAGUGAGCAUCAGAGGUUAAAACUUGCUAAUCGACAACGUUCUCGGACAGAAGUUCUGAGCUUUGAUGGUAACAUUUUGAGAUCAUAUGCCCUUACUCCCGUAUACGAGGCUGCUACAAGGCCAAUUGAAGAAUCACCUCCAGUCAGUACUGGAAAAAUUGAAUUAGAUGAUGCUGAUGGCAGAGAUGGAAUACUUCCUGGUGUUAAUCUUCUUUUUGACGGAUCUGAGUUGCGGCCAUUCGACAUAGGUGCUUGCCUGCAGGCUCGCCAGCCAGUCUGUUUAGUGGCAGAGGCUUCUUCAGCUUCUGCAGCUUCAGCAAUUAAAUAAGGCUUUGAGCUACAAUUUUGCAUGGCUACCACAAAUUUCUCCCAAUACUUACCGAUGGCAACUGUCAUCUACUUUAUGUAGUUAUCUGGUGCUGCUGGUUUGUUGAUUAUGCUUCACCUUUGGGCUGGUCAUUGUGCACAAGCCAAAGCUGCUAUUCAAGGUAAACAACAAUACUCUUUCAUUGGCAUCUUCCUGUACAUAAAAUUUUUUGACCCCCUUGGCUUGCAAACCCUGAAUUAAAAUGGAUCACCUGUUAUUUUUUUUAACAUUUUCUUAAACAAAGAAAAAAAAGCGUGCAAGCAAUCUGCAACUUUUGGUGGUGUUGUGGAGCAGAUGUUUAUGUGGAUAAACAACUGUCUCCUUAAAUGGUAUCAGAUUAUGUUUGUUCUUUUUCCUCAUAAUGAAUGUUAGACUUUGAUUUGUUGGUUCUUUUAUCUAUUUGAGUGUGAAUCAGCAUGGACCUAUUCAAGUUUUAAGGCAUUCUCUGAAUUCUUACAUGGUUAAGAAGGUAGGUUUUUUGCUCUGCAAUUGUAUCCUCAGGUUCUGUAACAGUAACUACAUAUUAAGCCUUUAUUUUACUAUCUGGCGUCAGCUAUAUUAAUUCUAGUUCAUCAAUCAUUUGAAUCUAUGGCCUUAUCUUCUAUAAGGCCGCCUUACAACUCAUAACAUAUCUAGGCUUGUAGUUAUCAAGAGUCAGGGUGCAUUGAGGCGCCACAGUGCUUGGAGCCUAUAGAUGCAAGGUGCCAGGCAAAGGUGCGAGCCUUUUGGAUGUGAGGCGCCUGUUUAAAAAAUUUGUAUAAAAAUGCUUACACAUCAUUAUUUUCAAUAUACACCUAUAAAGAGGUAAAUGCAAUCUUGUAAACUCGUAAAUAUCAAAUAAGCAACACUAUUUAACUAAAUAAUGGGGUGUUUUAUUGUUUUAUCAAAUUUCUUUAAUUUUUUCUGGUUAUUAUUUGUUAAAUUUUAACAAGUUCGUCUAAAAACAACAAAAAAUUACACAGGAGCAAAAGGCGUGCUCCUUGUGCCUUAGGGUGAGGUGCACCUUGUCACUAGGCACGUGCCUCAUAGAGGGAGCCCCUCAGCCGAGCCUUGAGCAUCACAUUUGACAAUAGGCUGCGAAUAAAAUAAUGUAUAUUAUAUCCAAAAGUAUAUAAUACAAGAGAAUAUAUAUACAUAUAAGUAUUUUAAGUUAAUUAUUUAAUAUCCCUUACUUAUCUCAUUUAACACUCUCCUUCAAGUUGGAGCAUAUAUAUUGAAUAUGCUUAGCUUGAUAUAAAUGUAAUUCACACGAGAACUUCUAAAUGACUUGAUGAGUAAAUCAUACGUUGUAACUACAUCCCCAAGGAGCAUCUUUUCUUUAACAAAGUGGCAAUUAAUUUCAAUGUGUUUGAUUCUCUCAUGAAACACAGGAUUAGAAGCAAUAUGCAUUAUAGCCUGAUUGUCACAAAUCAAUUGUAUAAACUUGACCUGCGUAACUCCUAACUCCUCAAUUAAUUGUUUCAACCACAUUAGCUCACAUGUUGUUACUACCAAUUGCCCUAUAUUCAAUUUCUGCACUGGACCUAGCGACAACAGUUUAUUUCUUACUUUUUCAAGAGAAUAGGUUUUCACCCAUAAAUACAUAGUAUCCAAAUGUGGAUCGCCUGUCAUUAAGUAAUCCUGUCGAAUUAGCAUCCGUAUAUCUCACAAUCUACUGUGUCCAUAAUUUUGAUAUAAUACACCUCGAUCGGGGGUAGCCUUAAUAUACUAAAGAAUACAAAUCACUGCAUUCUAGUGACUGUCAUAAGAUAAAUCCAAGAACUGACUUAUCACACUCACAAGGAAUGAAAUAUCAUGACGUGUGACUAUGACGUAAUUAAGUUUCCCAACUAGCCGACAAUAGUGCCCAGGGUUAGAAAGAGGCUCCCCUUGCCCCGGUAACAAUCUGAUAUUCGGAUCCAUAGGAGUAUCUUUUGACUUACAUCCAAGCAACCCUAUCUCAUCUAGCAUAUUCAGGGCAUACUUUCUUUGAGAAACAUAGAUGCCUUGCUUUGAUCGAGCUACCUCAAUACCUGAAAAAUAUUUCAAGGAAGCCAGAUCCUUAGUCUGAAAUUGUUGGUGAAGAUAUGCCUUCAAUUCGGUGAUACCAACAUCAUCAUCCAUUGUAAGUACAAUAUCAUCAACAUAUACCUCUAGGAGAAUGUGGCCGCCAAAUUGAGAGCGAUAAAAAACAAAUGAUCAGCUUCACUACGAGUUAAUCCAAACUCAAGAAUAGUUGAACUGAAUCAACCAUACCAAACUCGAGGAGACUGUUUUAAGCUGUAUAAGGAUUUUCGAAGGCGACACACCAAACCAGACUCCACCUGAGCAACAAAGCUAUGAAGUUUCUCCAUAUACACCUUUUCUUGUAAAUCGCCAUGAAGGAAGACAUUUUUUAUGUCUAGUUGAUGAAGAAACCUAUGAAACAUAGCAACAAAGGAAAAAAAUCUGAGUGUAUCCUUUGGCAACAAGGCGAGCCUUAAGGCGAUCAAUCCAGUCAUCAGGAUCAACUUUAACAGUGUAAACCCAACGACAACUAACAAUAGACUUACCCUUGGGAAGAGGUACCAAGUCCCAAGUCCUAAUGAAAUGUAAGGCAAACAUUUCUUCAACCAUAACAGCUCACCACCCUGGAUGGGAAAGAGCUUCGAGAAUAGAUUUAGGAAGAGAAACAAAAGAUCAAGAAGAAACAAAAGUAGAAUAUCCAGGGGACAAAGAAUUAUAACUAAUAAAAUGUGAAAUGAGAUGGAGAAUGGUGUAAUGACAAGUACCUUUACGAAAAGCAAUAGGUAAGUCAAGAUCAGAAACCGAGGGUGAUGGACCAGAGGAGGAAAAACUAAUGGGCAAAAAGGAUGAGUCAGUGGAUGACUCCCUCGGACAAGCGACAAUAGGCGUUGUUGGUUGGACCACAGGUCGAGAACGUCGCUGAUAGACCUGAAGAUUAGGGCAAUCAAAGCGAGAGGCAGAGGGUGGUGGAGAAGGAGAAGAAGAAAGGUCAAGAAAAUAAAUAGGUGAAGGUAAGUCAGUAGACACAAACUCGAAGACCUCAAACAAAGAGAGAGAAUAGAGAGAUAACUCAAAGAAGGUAACACUCGCUGAAACAAAAGAGCGAGCUAAUUGAACAGAGUAGCAACAAUACCCUUUUUGAAGGCGUGAAUAACCUAGAAAAACACAUUUUGACGAAAUGAGCAAAUAACUUAUCACAACUUGGGGCAAGAUGGUGAACAAAGCAGGUACUCCCAAAGAUACGAGGAAGAGAAUAUAAGACAACUCGAGGAAAAAGAACAAACUGAGAAAUCUAGUCAUUAAGGACAGAAGAUGGCAUUCGGUUAAUUAAGUAACAUGCAGUUAAGACAAUAUCAUUCCAGUAUUGAAGCAAAACAUGCAUAUGAAGAAGAAGCGUGCGGGCGGUCUCAAUUAAAUGAUGAUUAUUUCGUUUAGCUAUCCCAUUUUUGUUGUGGGACUCCAUGACACGAAGUUUGGUGAAGAAUUCCAUUAGAUGCCAUAUAGGAUUUAAAUGGCGAGGACAAAUAUUUGAUAACAUUAUCACUACAAAGAACACAGAUAGGCACAUUAAACUGAGUUUUAAUUUCAGCACAAAAGGUAGUGAAAACAGAAAACAAUUCUGAAUGCCUUUUCAUUAAAUAUAGCCAUAUAGUUCGAGAAAAAUUAUCAAUAAAGGUUGCAAAAUAAUGAAAACCAUCUUUUGAACUAACACAACUAGGACGCUAUACAUUCGAAUGGACCACUAAAAAAGGAAAACUAACACGUUUAUUGACUCUACUCGGGAAAGAACUAUGACUAUGUUUCCCAAGUUGACAAGACUCACACUUUAAGAAAGAAAUACUAGAGAGAUUAGGAACCAUCUUCUUGAGAUUAGGUAGAGACAUUUUCCCUAACCAACAAUGGACCUGUAGUGGGGAAGUAGUCAUCGUGUGUGCCAUUGAUGAAGUAGGGUGAGACAAAUAGUAGUGUCUUUGAGACUUAAGCUCCGUGCCAAUUAUCCAUUUGGUCCUCUGAUCCUGAACAAGAACAUAACUAGAUAUAAAAGUUAUAGAGCAAUUAAGAUUACGAGUGAGUUGAUUGAUAGAAAGUAAAUUAAAGGGACACUGUAGUAAAUGUAAAACAGAUGAAAGUGGUAAAGUAGGAAGGGGUAAUGCUGUGCCCAUACUUGCAACUAAGGCGUGAGAGCCAUGAACCAAUGUAACAGGAGGUAAAGACUUCAAAGUUUGAAUAUGAGAUAGAAGAGAACGAUUACUAGACAUGUGAUUGGUGGCACCAGAGUCGAAGAUCCAUUGGCUAAGAGAAGAUGAGGACUGGUGUGAGUAAGGGAUAUGACAGGUGAAGUGGCUUGUUGUGCUGCUUGGAACUGAAGGAACUAAGCUUACUCUCCCUUGGAGAUAGUAAUUGGUGAGGAAUCACUAGGUGUGAUAGACGUUUGACCUUCAGAAGUGCUAACAACAAUGUUACAACAAUAUUAGCAGUACUACCUGCUUGAGGUGGGCAACCAUGUAAGCAAUAGUAAGUCUCCAAAGUGUGACAAUAGGAGUAUUGGGGCCAAGGACGCCCACCACCACAACAACGAACGCGACGUCCGCGAUCAGUCUAGGUAAUAGCAAGGGCAUCGCGAUCUCCAGGUAUAGACAUGCCACGAUCAGUAGUAAUAGAAGAGGCUCUAAGUAACCUGGCAAAUACAUUUGUCAAAAGAGGUAGAGAGACAACCUAGAAUCUAUGUCUUAACUGAUUCAAGCUUAGGUCGAAUCCUAUGAAGACAAAAGACAAUAAACAUUUAAUCACGCUACUAUUGUUGUUUCUUGAUAUUUGUAUCAAAGGGCAUUAACUCGUUAAAAUCAAUAAUGGAAGCUUGGAGCUUAACCAAAUAGGUGGUCAUAUCUAAAUCAACUUGUUGUAGAUUGAACAAAACACCAAUCACAUCAUAAAUACAGGUGAUGUCACUCAUAUACAGCUCACGAGCCCAAAUCCAUAGAGCACUACACUCACGAAGAAGUUGAAAUAUCAAAGUUGACUUAAUAAUCUGCCACAACAAAUUGAGUAACUGUGCAUCCACCUGUCACCAAAGAGGUUGAUUUCCCUCAGGAAUAGUUGAAAUGGUUGUUGAUAAAUAAGCCUCAAGGCCAUGUCCAAGAAACCAAAUUUCAACUAUUGAUGACCAAUCUAAAUAAUUUUAUCCAUUUAAUUUCUCCAUGGUAAUAACUGAUGUGCCUGAAAAAUGGGGAAUAGUCACAAUUGUGGACAUGGUUGAAAGGCUUCUGGAAUAAGAGUGCUAUAAAUGAAGACAUGAUACAAGAAGAACACCUCAUUGUUCUAGUUGACUGGAUCU
Molecule: messenger RNA, 8699 nt
Organism: Diospyros lotus (date-plum)
Lineage: Eukaryota; Viridiplantae; Streptophyta; Magnoliopsida; Ericales; Ebenaceae
Exons: 11
Coding region: 338-3340 (1000 amino acids)
Source: RefSeq, a predicted model, not a curated record